GUUGGGAAGGAAAAGUGCAAAGACCAGAGAGAACGUUAGAGAAGAGAAUUGGGAGCGUUGGUUGAAGUCGUUUUAUCGCUCAGAGGAGCUCCGAGAUCUCCUCAGAUCGGUGAAGUAAUUGUAAUGGGCAGGGAAAUUGCAGAGACUUGUAUGGAUAAGGAGCCAGAUCGUGUCAUAGUUUACUCAAAUGGUGUUGCGCAAGAUUCAGAUAAUGGCAUUGCUCGUAGGCACCAUGAUCUUCCGGAAUCAGAUGAUCAUAUGAAGGGGAAUCCAAAGUCUCAAGUUCUAGAAGAGAUUAUUGAAUUAAAGGACUGUGAUGUUAAAGAAUGCACAAUAGAAAAUCCAAUUGAGAUCUAUGAGCGCCGCCAGGUUGAAAAUUGUCACAAGGAAGUGCAAGAUGUGCUUUGUGUUAAAAGUAAAUCACCUAGAGAUGAAACUGUAAAAUCUGAAGACCAGAAGCCAAGCAACCAUAAAAAGUUAAGCUCUCCAGUGAAAUCAUCAUUAAGAUCUGAUGGUGUUGGAAAUUUGCGAUCAAACUGUACAGUUCCUCAACCAUUUUCACUGGCAACUGAGAAACGUGCUUCAUUUGGAACUCGUCCUGUGGGGCUUGAAACUGCUGUUGCUGGUGGCAUGAACAGACCAUCUAACAUGAACAACUUGCAGGCCCCCAGUACAACAAAGAAGCCUCAGCUUAGAUCAUCUUUGGCAUCUAGAAAGCCACUGCAACCUGAUAACAAGAAACAUCCUGAUGAAGAAGAUGUCUGCUCGGUUGCUUCCUCGACUGCAGCAUCCAUUAAAACAUUAAAAGCCAGGAUUACUGUUCCAACAGCUCCUGUGUUUAAAUGUACUGAGCGUUUAGAGAAACGCAAGGAGUUUUACUCAAAGUUGGAAGAGAAGCACCAAGCAUUGGAGGCAGAAAGGACCCAAUGUGAAGCUCGGACGAAGGAGGAACGAGAUGCAGCUAUGAAGCAGCUUAGAAAGAGCUUAAUGUUCAAAGCAAAUCCAAUGCCAAGCUUUUACCAAGAGGGACCACCACCUAAGGUUGAACUAAAAAAGCUGCCUACAACUCGUGCAAUAUCGCCAAAGUUUGGGCGGAGAAAAAGCUGCAGUGAUGCAGUUGGUUCAUCUCAGGGUGAUGACCGGAAAGAAGUCUGUGGACGGGCAAAUCGUCAUAGUCUGGGUAGUUACAAAGAAGAUACUAAGGCGACUAACAAUAGCAUUCGAAGCACAAACUCGAGUUACAAAGUCAAAGAUGGGUCUAAACAGGUGAGAGAGAGCACAAAGUCUGCUGCCCUUAAGACAACUGGGCAGAGGAAUGUGGACAUCACAGUCCAGUCAUGAGUCUUUUGGUGAGUUUUCUAAAUUAACGGGGAAAAGCUGAUUCUCUUUCUUUGUUAUUAUGGGUUCUGAAAAAGUGCAUUGUCUUCUUGUUUGCAAGGACUUGUUGCAGUGUUUUGUGUGAUGUAUAAGGUGUAAAUUUUCUGUAAGUUAUAUGCACACAAUAUAUAUAAAGAGUUCCAGUUU
Molecule: messenger RNA, 1524 nt
Organism: Telopea speciosissima
Lineage: Eukaryota; Viridiplantae; Streptophyta; Magnoliopsida; Proteales; Proteaceae
Product: protein WVD2-like 3
Exons: 7
Coding region: 124-1341 (405 amino acids)
Biological process (GO): microtubule cytoskeleton organization
Molecular function (GO): microtubule binding
Source: RefSeq, a predicted model, not a curated record